AGGAGACUGCUAUUUCACAAGUUGUUGAGCGCAUGUUUCGCAAUCAUUUUUUUCUUAGAGCCUCUUCGAUAUAUAUAUUCUCAACUCAAACUGACCACUCAACUUCUCUUUAAUUAACUUCGUAAUUUAUCAUAAUUCAACUAGUAAGAUGUUUUAUUAUUAUAUUAUUAUUGUAUUAAAUGAACUUAUUUUUAUGUGGUUUUUUAAAUUCGUAUUAAAUUUAUUCUACAUUCUGUUUCGAUUUUAUAGAUGUAUUACAUAAUCUUUGCCAAUUUUCUAAUUUUUAUUGAGAAUUUGGAUAGAUUUAUAUUAUGAUCUGUAUUUAAACGUUGAUAAAGAAACGAUUACAUUCAAUUCUUUUCAUUAGCUUCAAAAUGAGGCAACUAACUGGGGCACAACUGGAAAGAUUACAAGAUAACCCGGAAAGAAUAAGAAAUUUGUGUGUUUUGGCACACGUUGAUCAUGGAAAGACUACUCUAGUUGAUACUUUAAUUGCUAGUAAUGGAAUUAUAUCAUCAAGAAUGGCUGGCAAGUUACGAUAUAUGGAUAGUAGAGAAGAUGAACAGAUUAGGGGAAUAACUAUGAAAUCUAGCUCAAUUUCUUUAUGUUUCUCUGAAACUGAAGAAGCUAGUAGUGAUAAAUACUUAAUAAACAUCAUAGAUUCUCCUGGUCAUAUAGACUUUUCCAGUGAAGUUUCAACUGCUAUUAGACUAUGUGAUGGAGCUAUUCUUAUAGUUGACGUUGUUGAAGGAGUUUGUCCUCAAACAACGGCCGUUUUACGUCAAGCUUAUAUAGAGAAGAUUACCCCUAUACUCGUUUUAAAUAAGAUUGAUAGGCUUAUCACAGAAUUGAAAAUGUCACCAAUGGAAGCAUACGGAAGACUAAAACGAAUAUUAGAGAACGUAAAUGCUAUCGUUGGUCAAUUAUUUGCCUCGAACGUUAUGGAAAAAGCUCAAUUAUCCAAUGGCAACUCGAAAGAUGGCGUAUUCGAUUGGAGUUCAGGAUUAGAAGAUGUAGACGAUGAAAAUAUAUAUUUUGGUCCAGAAAAAGGAAACGUAAUUUUUGCUAGUGCAACUGAUACAUGGGGAUUUAGUAUCUUUGAGUUUACCGAAGUACUAUCAAAAAAAUUAGGAAUGAAUAAGAAUGCACUUCUUAAAACUUUAUGGGGAGAUUAUUAUUUCGAUUCAAAGACAAAAACAAUAAAAAAAGGUGCCAUAACUAAAGGAAAAAAGCCGAUGUUUGUUCAAGUGGUUUUAGAUAAUUUGUGGACCAUUUACGAAGCAGUUUUAGUUAAAAAAGAUCAAGAAUUGGUUGAGAAAGUUAUUAAAUCGUUGAAUUUAAAAGUUAAUACAAGAGAGGCUAACCAUAAAGAUUGUAAAAUAAAACUUAACGCCAUACUAUCUGCUUGGCUACCUAUUUCAAGAGCUGUGCUAAGAAUGACUGUAGAAAAACUACCGAGUCCUCUUCAAUUAGUACCGGAGAGGAUAAAAAAUUUUCUCGCUGGUUAUAAUAAAUCCUUUGAUUGCCUUCUACCAGAAACGAAGCUUCUUUACAACGAUCUUAUUUCUUGUUCUUCAAACGAGAAAACUGCACCGUUAAUAGUUUUUGUUUCAAAGAUCGUACCAAUAGAAAAGAAAUUUCUACCAGAAAAUAAACCACGACUUUUGACUACCGAAGAAAUUGCUGCUAAAAGAGAAGCCGCAAGAAAAAGGCACAUGGAAGGAUUAUUAAAUAAACUGGAAUCGCAAACUAUCGGAAUUGAAAGUCAGAAAGGAGAAACUAAUAAUACUAAUAAAGAGGAAACGAAUAAUGAAUCGCAAACAAUUCCAGAUGUUGAACUGGACGAGGAAUUUAUUGCUUUUGCUAGAAUUUAUAGUGGAACUCUUCGUAAAGGAGAUGAAGUACUGGUAUUAGGACCUAGACAUAACCCUCAAGUAGGUACAGAAGAUUUUAGUGGAAUACCUAAAGUAAAAGUUGGAAAUUUAUAUUUGUUAAUGGGAAGGGAACUUGAAAACCUUAGUGAAGCUAAAGCUGGGAGUGUAUUUGGUAUAGCCGGUUUAAGUGAUAGUAUUAUUAAAAGUGCUACUAUUUCUUCAACACCGUUCUGUCCGGCAUUUACCGAAGUAUACGCAGAAUCUCCACCUAUCGUGAGAGUUGCUAUUGAACCAGAAAACCCUUACGAUAUGUCAAAAAUGAUUAGUGGCCUUAAACUUUUAGAGCAAUCGGAUUCUUGUAUUCAAGUAAUUCACGAGUCGACGGGAGAAAAUCUAUUGUUAACCGCAGGAGAAGUUCACCUUCGGAAAUGUAUCGAUGAUCUUGAAAAUAAAUACGCAAAGAUAAAAGUUACCGUUUCUUCUCCAAUAGUACCAUUUAGAGAAACUAUUGUUAUUCCACCUGAAAUUGACAUGGUUAACGAAUCAUUGAAAGAUCAAAAGAAAAGUGUACUCAAAACUGAAUCAGAACUUAAAAAAGAAGAUAAUGAUUCGGGAAAUGACGAACCCGAAGAAAAAAUUGUUAUUUCUAACGACCGAGUAACGUAUUCGGAUGAAUUUUUUACCGUAACAGUGAGGGCUAAGCCCCUAGAAUUAAAAACUGUUCAGAUUCUAGAAGAGAAGAGAAAUGUUCUUCGAUUAUUAAACUCAGGAAAGACCAGCGCUGAAGUUAUAGAAAGUGUCAAAUCCUCAUUAGAUGGGUCGUUGAAAGAAGAAGGUUUCAAUUGCAAUAAUAUUUGGGCUUUUGGCCCACGCAAAUGCGGUCCAAAUAUUCUGUUUAACAAAAUUUCAAACUAUGAAAGAGAAUCAGUAUUUGCUGGAAAGGUUUCUAAAUUGAGAGAUUACGAUAAUUCGAUAGUUUCGGGUUUUGAGAUGGCAACAUCUGCGGGACCAUUGUGUGGUGAACCCAUGCAUGGUGUAGCGUUUAUUGUUGAAGAAUGGGAAAUAGUUGAAGAUAAAUACUCGGCUGGUCGAGUUAUGACUGCUAUGAGAAAUGUUUUCAGGAAAGCAUUUGAAAUUCAGCCGCAAAGGUUAAUGGUGGCCAUGUACGAGUGUUCAAUAUUAUGUUCUGCAGAGGCACUUGGAAAAAUGUACGGAGUACUGUCUAAGAGAUAUGGUAGAAUCUUAUCCGAUGAUAUGAAAGAGGGAACCGAUGUCUUUCAAGUGAACGCUCUAUUGCCAGUUGUUGAAUCUUUCGGAUUUGCUGAGGAGAUACGAAAGAAAACAUCCGGUUCAGCUUUGCCUCAACUUCGGUUUAGUCAUUGGGAGGCUCUUGAAAUGGAUCCCAACUGGGUUCCAACAACUGAGGAAGAAUACAUGCAUUUCGGUGAUAAAGCAGAUAGCGAAAAUCUGGCAAGAAAUUAUAUGAAUCGAGUAAGGAAAAGAAAAGGAUUGAAAACUGAUGAACAAUUAGUUCAAUUUGCUGAAAAGCAGAGGACGUUAUCAAAAAAGAAAUAA
This is a messenger RNA of Dimorphilus gyrociliatus, 3449 nucleotides long. NCBI's taxonomy places the organism in Eukaryota, Metazoa, Annelida, Polychaeta, Dinophilidae. The record is from the annotation of a GenBank genome assembly.